Messenger RNA from Schistocerca gregaria, 3770 nucleotides. Its product is annotated as RNA polymerase-associated protein CTR9 homolog. The record is from RefSeq and is a predicted model, not a curated record. Gene Ontology annotation, molecular function: RNA polymerase II complex binding. The transcript has 2 exons. Gene Ontology annotation, cellular component: Cdc73/Paf1 complex. Gene Ontology annotation, biological process: regulation of DNA-templated transcription. Bases 1282 to 3765 code for a protein of 827 amino acids. NCBI's taxonomy places the organism in Eukaryota, Metazoa, Arthropoda, Insecta, Orthoptera, Acrididae.
AGUUUUUUUUUAUCGUUUUUCAAUGCGUGAGCUGCCAUCCCAACAGUGCACGUUCAGUUUUGCAGUACCAGAGCGCCUGGCCUAGAACAUGAACUCAAUUCAUGUACCGAUUUACCAGAGCGAUGAAACGAUUGAGAUCCUGGUGGAGGGUUUGACGAGUCAGAACCCAGAGGACAUUAUACGGUUGCUGAUCGAUGAAAAGGCACCGCUCGAAAUUUGGCUACGCAUAGCGAUAGAGUACUACAAAUUGGGCCGAUAUGCGUUGUAUCAAUCGAUGUUGAAUAUAGGCACGCUAAGGUCUGGAAUGCCGUCCCCAUAUGUGUGUGAGAAGGGAGAGCAGACAUUACCGGAAGAUCGAGAAAAGGAGCUGUUAGCGGAAUGGACCAUGCAGGGGGGCGGAAAGAUUUAUAAGAACUAUGACAAAGCGAUGAUACUAUGCUUAGAUAGUUUGGCAGCGUUUUAUAUUAAUUUGGCGCGCCUCGAGAAGGAGAGCAAGAAGCGCAAUGAGAUAUACGCAUAUGCAAACAAAUUGUUCAACCGCGCAGACCAAACGUCAAAAAAUCAUUGGCAUACCGGUAUUGGCAAAGGUUUGGCGUAUUUGUACCAAGGCGUAUUUGACAAAUCGCUGAGACAAUUUCAGUCAACGCUAAAUUCGUUCGAGUCUCGCGCCGCUCGUACAGGAUUGGCAGUAUGCUAUGUUCAACAGGGAAACCUCGCGGAGGCGUUGCAAGAAUUGACGCGCGUACUGAUGUCAAUAUACCUGUCGACGGCGGAACCCGUCUUGUCGGCGAACAAAGGCGACAGUGACGCACCACCAACUUCGGGGGACGACGAAGUAGAUGCAGCUAUGCACGUAGUCCUUUCUAAUUAUCAAGCGGAGGUUGAGCUGGUUAACGACAUAUGAAGGACUACGCCCUGCCAUUGCGUUGGUUUGGCAACGUUUGCAUUGUUUCGAUCAAGCGAUUUGUGCAUUGAAUUUACAGAUUUCAUCUCUUGAAUAUGUCCAAAAAAAAAAUCCAUCGUUUCCUACGCCAAAGCACCACGAUGAAACUCUGACCAUGCUCACGAUUUUCCUCUUGAACAAAUUCCAUGCUUGCAAGCUCAGGGCUAAAACUGCUCAGGAACUCAACGAGGCAAAUCAGUAUCUCAUUCAGGCCAAUACUUAUAUGCAGCGUGCGCUCAAACUCAACCCCAAUAACCCGAAUGCCCUCAAUUAUUGGGUAAACGUGGGUCUUUACCCAUAGGGAUUUCGCGAGUGGCGACUUCACAAAUACCAAAAAAAUGGCUACCAAAGCCUACCACCACGCCACACUCGAUGGUACCAAGGCGGAGGGAUGCUAUCAUCUAGGGCGUGCCUAUCACGCCGCUGGAGAUUACGAAAUGGCGCUCAAAUACUAUAGCGAAGCUACCAUCAACUGGCCCCAAUUUCCUUUGCCCCACUACGGACUUGGACAACUCUAUCUCGCGCGCAAACAGUAUCUCCAGGCCAUUGAGAACUUGCAAAAAGUAGACUCCAAAUAUUUAGACAUACCAGAGGUUAAAAACCUCCUUGGACAUACCUAUGCACAGCUCAUUGAUGCUCCUUCCACCUCUUCCUCUAAGAUUGUCGAAUACAGAGAAAAGGCCGUUUCUUACUUUGAAAGAUCACUCAAACUCUCUCCUCACCAACCAGAUAUCUGGAUAGAACUUGCUCAAGUCUGCCAAUACUUCGAACCACUCCAGGCGCUUCGAGCUUAUGAAAAUGCAUCUGAUUUACUUAAUUCUGUACAUGCAUACAAAAAACUCUUUUCGAAUCCCGCCGACCCAAAAAAUCCUUCUCACGAACCUACACCUCCUCCUUCCGAUGAGGCUGUCAUUGACCUGCUCAAAAAACUCCCAACACCUUGUAGACAGCUUUGGAAUAAUAUUGGCGUCCUCCUCAUCACACUCAAAGACUUCCAUCGGGCACUCGAUGUCUUCCUCAGAACCAUCCUUGCUGGCGCUUGCUACUCUUGUAUCCGGUCUUCACCUCCCGCCAUUCUUCCAACACACGCCGUCUUAUUUGAUUCAUUCUAUAAAUCCCCCUCUCCUCGUUCUCGCUCUUCCACCAGUCCCCUCAAAACGGUCUUUGCCCCCCCCUCCUUCUCUUCGCCAUCCUCUUCCAUCGACCUAUCCCUCAUUCGACUCGCCCUCUACGCCAAGAGCAUUAAGGAUCCACUUGACUCCUCGCAGCAUAAGCUCCUCUUUCGCGCCUGCUUGGACAACGAAUGGCUCCUUCUCCCUCAAAAUGUCACCGUCGCCUUCAACCUCGCCUAUCUCCACGAAACCGGUCUCCACGACAUUAACACCGCCCACCUUCUCUACGAACGCAUUCUACAACGCUAUCCAGGAUAUCUAGACGCCAUCUUCCGCCUCGCCUGCAUCGAAAGAGAUUUUGGCCAAGUCAGCCGCGCCAUAGACCAAUUCAGCAAAGUCUACCAAGGCGAGUGGUCUUGCCUUCCUACCGCUACCCCAGAUCGACAUAAAACUGCUUGUAUCUAUCUUGCAAACAUCCACAUGCAUCUCAAAGAUUAUAAGUCUGCCCAGUCCUACCUAGAAAAAUUCCUUAAUCAACAUACCGCCGAUAAAAAAAAACUCACCUCUGGACAAGCCACCAUCGAUUUAUAUGCACUCACCCAGCUUGCCAAUAUCUUCCUCAUAGCCGCAGCCAUACCCAACGAUCGUCGCGAGCGCAACCUCAAAUAUGCCACAGAUCUAUUCUCUAGCGUCCUUAAGCAAUCUCCUGGAAAUCUCUACGCCACCAACGGACUCGGCAUUACCCUCGCCCUCCGCGGUACUCCCACUCACUACCAAAACGCCACCGACAUCUUUCACGCAGUCCGCGAGGGCUCAUCCUCCAUUCCAGACGUUUUUAUCAACCUCGGUCAUGUUUAUUUCAUCCAGGGCGAUCACUACCAAGCUAUCCGUAUGUACUCCAACUUCCUCACCAAAUUCGGACCUCACCUUCCCCAAGUCUCCCAAAGUCGCCUCUUCACCAUGCUAUCCAGGUGCUACUUUGAAACUGGCAACUUCGAACUCGCUAAAUUCACCCUCCAGCACUCCCUUCAUCUUAACCCCUCCGAUAACGACACCUGGUAUAACCUAGCCGUCAUGUGCAAGGACCUCGGCCUCUCCGUCCUCAAACAUGUAGACUCCAAUUUUACCCCCUCCAACGACGGCCUCGAACCCUCGAACAUUCACAAAUCUUCUUCCUCUAAAUAUGUCUCCGUCCCCACCGAAGCCGAACAGCGUGCCGCUAUCGAAGCCCUCAAAGUCGCCACCCCCAUCUUCGAACGCCUUCAUACCGACGCCUCUUCCAGUACCUCUAAGCACUCCUUCAUUCCCAGUAAAUGCUCUAAAUUCGCCAAGCUCUGCUCUACUAAUCGUGAACUUGCCGAAGAAAAGCUUGCUGCUUUCAAAGAAGAACAACUCCGACUCUCUCAACUCCGUGAAGCCCGUCUCAGUGAGGCACGCGAACGUGAAGCCCAACGUCUCCAAGAGCUCGAACUCAAACGCGCUCACGAACUACGGCGUAUUAAGGAACUCGAGCUCCAAGCCAAAGAAUACAUUCAGCGUACAGCUGCACUUCAGCAAGAAUGGGCCGCCUCUCAUGACGAUAAAAAGUCCAACGACUCUAACGAUGACCUUGAUGAUGGUGUCAUCUCUGUCCCCAAAAAGCGGAGACGUAAGCAAGAGGAAUCACUAGAAAGUUCGCUCAAAAAAACAAGCUCUUUGAACCAUGAAUAAAAAAA